Molecule: messenger RNA, 3189 nt
Organism: Didymodactylos carnosus
Lineage: Eukaryota; Metazoa; Rotifera; Eurotatoria; Philodinida; Philodinidae
Source: the annotation of a GenBank genome assembly
AUGAAAACGUUUGACUCGGAUGAAACAUGUGAGGAUUUUAUUAGUACUGUAGAGACUGAAGAUGUUUUUUUAGUUAUUUCAUCAAAUACGCGACCAGCAAUCAUUUCGAAAGUGCAUGACAAACAGCGAUUACAUUCAAUUUAUAUUUAUAAACUCUCGGCAAAAAGUGAUGAAAGCGAAGAAGAAUGGCUCAGUGAAUAUACAAAGGUUAAGGGAGUGUUUAGUGAAUCGAAUAGUUUAAUUGAAGAGUUAUCUAUCAAUGUGAAGUUAUCUAUCAAAUCGUUGAAUGAACUAAAUGGAUAUACCUCGAAUGAGGUUUCAGACAGUAGUUGGUUUAUACUGUUAAUGAAUGCUUUAAUUGGUUUAAACAGGAAUAACAAUGACAGAUUAUUACGUUCAACUAAACAAUCCAUGAUCAAUCAGUUUCGAAUAUACUACCAAAACAAUAAAACUGAACAAAUAAAUCUUGAUAAUUUUCAACAAAAUUAUCAGUCAAAUGAUGCUGUUGGUUGGUAUACACGGGAUACCUUUCUUUUUCGUACGCUGAAUAAAGCCUUACGUCAACAUGAUAUUGAUAUAAUAUUUUUAUUUCUAUUUUUUAUUGUUGAUCUAUGGCAACAGCUUAAACUUGAGAAUGAGAAACAGACAUCGAAUCAAAGUGACCAUAGCUCAUGUAAUGAACAUAAUAACAUCAAAUGGAUGGAUAAUAGUGAUUCUCUUUCGUCAGAUACAAUUUCGAAUGUAAAUCGUAUUUUUUGUUAUCGUGGUCAACUUAUGUCGAAAGAAGAGAUUGAAAAGUUUCAAAUGAUAAGCUUUUUUACUUGUAAUAGUUUUAUGUCAACGACUCUUAACUAUAAACUUGCACUAAUGUUUGCUGGUCAACAUUCACGUGAUGACAAUAUACAGUCGGUGAUAUUCAGUAUUGAAACACCGUCGAUACUUUUAAGUCAAACACCUUAUGCGAAUAUUUCACAUCUAAGUCAUUUUGGAGAGAGUGAAAAAGAAAUCUUAUUUAUGGUUGGUACACCAUUUAGAAAACGUUUUGUAGUCUACGAAGAGGAUGCACAACAUUGGCAAGUUAGCUUAACAUUAGUCUCGGACAAUCCAAACGAACUAUACGAUGAUGACGAACAUCCCUAUGAAUAUUCGAGUUUCGAAAUGCCAAGUAUUUAUAAAUCACUGAGCGUAGACAAACCAGCCGAUAUUAAACUUUUAAGUGCUGGACUUUCGUUACUAUUCUGUAACGACAAUCCAUCUAAUGAACGCAAACUGAGUAAUCCUCAUGAAAUGGCAGAAAAGUACUAUAAUUUAUUUCUAAAUGAUAACAAUAAUUCUGUCAGUUACACCGGUCUUGCCAUAGUCGCUCAUCAAAGAGGUGAGUAUGAAAAGACAUUUUAUUAUCUCUACAAGGCUUUAGAUACUUGUCCAAGUUCGAAUUUGACCUAUGUGAUCUACUGUUGUAUGGGUAAUGUAUAUAGAGAAAAAUCUAUUUAUGACAAGGCUUUAGAUUAUUAUACAAUGGCAUUAACGAAGAAACAAGAUACAAAAUUAGAUCUCUUAGUUGAGCAAGAUCUGUAUCAAUUCAACAAUCUGUUUAAAGUAUUGUGGAACCUUUCAUUAAUUCAUAAAAUAAAUGGAAAUUACGAAUUAGCAUGGGAUACAUAUAAGCAGUAUUUAACCAGUGAAGCUUAUGUAGCUCACGACUGCUACUUAGAUAUGUUGAUCCGGGAAACGUACGCACUACUCGUUAGUACUUGUCCUAAACAAGCAGAAUGGGAUGAACAAAUGAUGAGUAAAAUAAAAUUCAUUGACGCGAGUUCGUUAGAUGCCGAUAAAUAUUCUGAUGUAAUCGCUGACGCAUACAAAGACAUUAUUUCUGAAUAUUUGGAUAAAAAUAAAGCAGAUUUAGGGAAGGAACUUUUAACAAAAGCGCUCGAUUCUUUAACGGGUAAGUCAUUGGAACAACUAUACGCACCACUUCAAUAUGAAAACAUUGGCGACAAUUAUCAAGAGCAAAAUCAAUUUGAUUUAGCUGCUGAAUGCUAUGAAAAAUCACUUUCAUUGGAGCUUGAAAGUGCGCAUAGAAAUGAUUCACAUCAGAUUAGGUUUGAUAUGCGCGUGUUUGUGAAAACUCUAAAGUGUCGAACAAAUUCGUCAAAUUUUCAAUUAGCUAUUGAUUUUUCGAAGAAGAUCAGCGCUGAUUACAUAAAUGCUGGUAUGACUUUACAUGAAGUUAUUAACUUGUAUACAGCAUUAGUUGACUUUGAUCAAGAAAAUAACGUUACUGUAAAUGAAAAUGAUCGUAUAGAGUGGUAUAAUAAGCUUGGUGAAUAUAACAGUAAAAUAGGAGAUGUAUAUAAAUCAAAUGUAUGGUAUAAAAAAAUUUUGCAUCAUGAUGAUGCGAAUAUCUGGGCAAAUAUUGCUUACAAUUAUAAUCAAAUAAACGACUAUAAAUUGGCGAUUUAUCAUUACAAAAAAGCGCUUGAAUGCUCAUUAAAGAUUCGCGACAGAGAUCUUAUUGCAUGCAUUUGCUUCGGCUUAGCAUCUUCGUUUAGUCGUUUACCUAAUAAGAAGAAUGUAGCUAUAGAUCAUUACAAACGAGCACUUUUGUUUUGCACGGCAACGGAAGAAUUAAGUACAUUCGUGGACCCAAAUUCAGUUCACAAUACAGUGAUUGCUAUUAAUAGACAAACCGGCGAUAAUUUCAAAUCAGCUGCACAGUUUUAUACUAAAACAAUUCAUUUAUGUCUGAAAAAUAAACUGAAUACGCACAAAGAAAUUGCUUCAGCUCACAAAGCUUUUUAUUUAGCUUAUGGUGACAAACAAACCGUUGAAUUUUAUAAAGCAGUUAUUGAUAUAUACGAGCAACAAAUCAGAAUGGUUGAGGAUGAUCUACAUGAUCUUCUGACCAUUUAUAAAUAUCUGGCAUGCAUUUAUGAGAAAAACGGUAAUUUUCAAUUAGCCAUUGAUCUGUUUCGUAAAUGGCAGGCCCACAGUAAAUUUAUCAGGCAUAACGAUAUUGAAUAUGGCCUCUUGUGUUUCAAAAUUGCAACUUUGUAUGAUAAGCUUGAUGAGGAUAGUACUGCUAUAGAACAUUAUCAAGAAGGACUGACAUUGUUGAGAAAUGGUUCGAACAUACCAGAUGCUUCUUGCUUACCAGUUGUCUGUAAUAUAAUGGACCAAUUUUGA